This is a messenger RNA of Fusarium sp. VM40, 579 nucleotides long. The record is from the annotation of a GenBank genome assembly. NCBI's taxonomy places the organism in Eukaryota, Fungi, Ascomycota, Sordariomycetes, Hypocreales, Nectriaceae.
AUGAAUCCCCUCAGCUCAAUCCUUUCAUGCCUUACCGGUAGAAGCAUCUCUACCGAUUAUUCUCCCAUCCGUGAAAUAAACAGGAACGAGAAACCGCGUAUCACCGCCCAGCCAGUCCCAUACUCCGACGAGGCAGCAGAUCAAUUCGUAGCCAUCCUCCAAACGCACGAAGGCACUCGAGAAGAACUGCACCACCGCUUACAGCAAGUCGUUUCCACUAAUGGCUGGACCGAAAGCCUUGCUGUAGCAAUUGAGCGUAAGAUAGAGGCACUGUUGAGAGAAGGCGCGGAAUUGGCAAAACCGAUGGCAGAAGCUGUCAGAAAGGCCACCAGCACAGCGUGGGAGUUUGCGAAAGAGCACCCAGUUUACGCUGGUCUCAUCGCGGCGGGAACGAUUAUUGCUAUUGGUGUUCUAGUGGAGUUUGAUCUGAUCUGGGUAUUGAGAGCGCUUGGGUUUGAUGAAGUUGGGCCUAGACUUGGAAGCUUUGCGGCGCGAUGGAUGGGCAGUAUUGGGCAAGUCCCGAAGGGUUCUAUCUACUCGUUUCUCCAGAGGCUGGGUAUGAAGAUUGCCAAAGGAUGA